Messenger RNA from Desarmillaria tabescens, 917 nucleotides. Its product is annotated as DUF1077-domain-containing protein. The transcript has 4 exons. Gene Ontology annotation, biological process: protein folding in endoplasmic reticulum. Gene Ontology annotation, cellular component: EMC complex. The record is from RefSeq and is a predicted model, not a curated record. The coding region runs from base 26 to 547 and encodes 173 amino acids. Lineage: Eukaryota; Fungi; Basidiomycota; Agaricomycetes; Agaricales; Physalacriaceae.
GGACACCUCCACCUCGACCACUAUCAUGCCGUCGAAAACACUCGAUUUCGCGUCCUUGGAAGGUUCUUCCAAAUAUCGCCAACUGCCCUCUCCUCCCGGUUUCUCCAGAUCCCUUACCACUUCCAAAGGCCCAUCCAAGUCAUCUAUCGCCUCGACAGCAGCCUACGACCAGCUCAAAGAGCGCCGAGCAUGGGACAUGGCCAUCGCUCCCGCAAAGUCACUCCCAAUGCAAGCCUUCAUGCUCUACAUGUCCGGCGGGGGAGUACAGAUAUUCAGCAUGGGCAUCGUCGCCAUGCUCUUAUGGACACCAUUCAAGAACAUCGCUGGGAUUAACGAGGCAUUUGUUCAAUUCGCACCAUCGACAGGCACCACCAAAAUCACUGACGACCCUUCCCCUGCAAAAGAUCGUAUACGUGUUAUGCAAUAUGUUGACACUGGCGGUGGGGACUGUGGAAAGUGUCGAUCAAUGGGGCUGCUGCCUACCGGGACGGGAGACUGGCUUGCUUUCGAGACGAGAGGCUUGGCUCCCGAAUUAUCAUUAUUCUAGCUUAUUAAUGUUAUCCUGCUUUCUUACUUUCAAGAUCCUUCAUCGCUUUCUCCACCUCGAGUCUCUCCAUAACAGCUCGGGUAAGACUCGACUUGCCUUUAGCCCCACCUGCAGCCUGCGGCGUGGUAGAUGCUCCUUGUUCGUGAGUCCGCAAGUGAUGUGGUACGAUAAUUGGCGUGGAAGGCGGUGGAGGUGGCCACUAGACUCGUACACUCAGAGAUACAAUUAGGCGACUGAGAGAAAACACCUACGUUUCGCCUUAGCUGAUUGAAAUGAAGGGCAGCCCAUGGCGGGUAUUCCUUCUCCAGCCGAAUGAUGUGUUCCUCGAGAAAUUUUAUUCUUGCUAGUAGGUUUGCCGGAGGAGAAGGUA